GUUAACGACUUUUCUGUGUGACAGCACAUUUAACUGUCAAAAACUGUCAGACCUCUACAACUGGCAGUUUUAGUCGAAAAUAUGAAUCUUUUAUCAGAUGGUGAAUUAGUAGCUGCAGUGAACGAACUGGAGCGUAAAGUCGCUCACUUGAAGGUUGAAAAUGGGGUUUUUUACCGCUUUUUGGAAAAAAACGACCCGCAGGCCAUCCAAGAACUUGAAGGCCGAGCUGCCCGUUCGUUUGAAACCCUUCCAAAAUCGUCAAUGAUGAGUGGAAGAAAAUCGGUCACGAUUUCCGCACCCAUGGCAAAAGGGCCGUCAAUUGUAACAAUAAGUACUUUAAAAUCCCUGAGUUCUGGAACAUUUAGUAGCAAACGAUUUUCGAAAUUAAUUCAAGACAGGUCGUCAAUGUUCACAUCCCACGCGAGCGAAUUUACCGAACCCAAGCCCCUGGAAAAAAUAACUUUGGCUUUAAAGAGUGAUUUGGUUCUGCGUGACUUGGAAGAGCACGAACAAGCGGCCGAACGAGCGAAAAGAAAGACCCAUGUCACAAGGAACAAAUUGGUUGCGAAAAUGGAGGAGUUCAAGUGUCGGAAAGAGGACGUGGAGAAGUCAAUUGAGGAGUUUGCCGCGUUCAGGGAGACUUACCAGCCAAUGCCUUUGAACCGCUUUACGAGGUUCAUGGACGAAUGGUCGAAAAAAUCACGCUUGGUCAGUGAUAAGUACAGGCUGAGGUUCAGUUCCCUGCGAAUACAAAACCAAAAACUGACGCAUCUCCUCACUUACAAGCGACAAGUCGGUGAGAAUUUGCAAGAAAUCGAUUUUGAAAAUCUCGAAUAUGCCAAUGUUGGUUUAACGAAGAAGAUUGAGCAGAAGCAGGUUUUGCUCAUCGAACUGAAGAAAAUGACAGGGGCUGGAAAUUUGAAACUGAGUCAGCUGAGAGGAACGCUUCUGGACAAGAUAAAUGAAAAGGAAAAAAUCACACAGACAAUUAAAGAUUACGAGAAUGCGAUAAUUAAGUCGGAUAACGAGAUUACUAAGCUGUAUGGAGAGUUGGAACGGGUUAAAGAUAAGUAUUACAGUACGAAGGACAAAUUUCAUGGUUAUGAAGCCCCCGAUGUUUUGGAAUAUAUUAAAUUGAACGAUGCUCUACGGCGAACGAAGAAAGAAAUUCGUGUUUGGGAAAGACGUAAAGUAAUAAGAGAGCGUAGUUUAAUGAUCGAGAUUGAAAAAAUGCAGCUAAAGCUACAAACCCAAACGGUGCACUCCUGUUGGUUUGACUAGUUUUUAUUACGUUAUGUGUAUAUUUAUAAAAUAAAGUUUUUUGAUUUACUGUAAA
Molecule: messenger RNA, 1336 nt
Organism: Tribolium castaneum (red flour beetle)
Lineage: Eukaryota; Metazoa; Arthropoda; Insecta; Coleoptera; Tenebrionidae
Product: coiled-coil domain-containing protein 113
Exons: 1
Coding region: 82-1281 (399 amino acids)
Biological process (GO): cilium assembly
Cellular component (GO): axoneme; ciliary basal body
Source: RefSeq, a predicted model, not a curated record